AUGUUUGGUCCAUUAGAGCACUUUUGGUUCAAGCUAUUCAAAAUCACGUUGCUUCUUAAAGAUCUUUAUAGUAAGACUCGAUUGAGAAAAACACUACUUGUUGUUCAAAUUCUUAUCGUAAGUCUCUUGUUUUUACUUGAUGCGUUUUUCUUUCAUGGUAUAUUUCACUCAUUGACUUUGAAUCCAGUGCGAAAAUAUCGUAUUGCUCACUGCAUAACGGGCGCCCCUCGUACUCUUUAUAGAGAAGAAGUAUACGUGGCUUAUCAACGGCAAGCCCUUAACAAACUUCCCGGUGAUUUAUUCAUUGUCCUUCAGAUGACGUCCAAAACGGAAAUGGUUCACGGAACGUUGAUUAAAUCUAGCCCACCAAGAAGCUAUGCUAAUGCUCUGAAGUAUCUGUCCCCCCGCAAGAUUGAAUGGAUUUCAGUGAAUAAUCAUUUAGGAGCUGUAAAAGAUACCAGUGGAUAUGCUAAGUGGAAACGUUGCUUAGAUCAUAUUGAAGAGGCCGAAAAAAUAGACGGACUUAAGUACGAUUUUAUUGUCCGAAGUCGCCCGGAUCUGUAUAUUGCUAAAGAUUUACCAUCCGCAGAUAUUCUACCUAAGGACCGAGUACUUAUCAAUCCAUAUUAUGAGUGCUUACAACACAUACCUUCGGGAUACAAUCAACGCUGGACUGAUAUACAGCCACCUUGUGAUAAAAAGAACUAUGGUUUAUCAGAUCUAUUUGCUAUACUACCACGAGGAUUGGCAGCUCCCUAUAUGCGUGUUGCGUACACGUCAAAUCUACCGAAACACAUUUGUGGCUCUAGCGCCAUCUAUCAGGAGUGUUUGAUAAGGGCUGUAUUAUAUAAACAGAAUAUUACGUUUGAGCUGUGGCCUUUUGUUGUUAAAAUCAUGCGGUCUGCUGAUUUUUGUCGUCAUAAUAGUUGGAAUCGUUUUAAUAGCUGGUGUUAA
Molecule: messenger RNA, 954 nt
Organism: Adineta ricciae
Lineage: Eukaryota; Metazoa; Rotifera; Eurotatoria; Adinetida; Adinetidae
Source: the annotation of a GenBank genome assembly